AUGUCAAUCACAGCUACAAAGACAAUAUCACCGAAGUCUUCUUCAAACGAGAGAUCAUCUUUGAUUGGUGCCAAUCAUCGUCAUCAUCAUCAUCAUCAUCCUCCGACUAUUUGUAACGCAGAACAUUUCGUAAAUGAACGAUAUCCAAAGACUUGUUUGGAAGAUAUACCUUCUAUUGUACUUGAGUAUCCUCCACCGAAAAUUGGUGUAAAACCAACACGAUCUCAUCAUAGUCUUCGUUUUCGUACUCAGCCGGUGACAUUAACUGAAAUCAAUGAAACAGAAGAAGACAAUAAAACUGAUAAUGAUACUCAGCAAGAAUCUCAAACGUCCGUGCUUGGAGAAUUUCAACGACUUGAACAUUUAGCACUAUGGGAAAAUGUCAGACGAACUGCACGAAAACGAUUACCAUCGAAAAACUAUCUUGAACGACAACGGCUCAGAGCUAUGAGAGAGGAACCGAGUGAAACAGAUGGAAAUCAAUAA
Rotaria socialis is the source of this 486-nucleotide messenger RNA. NCBI's taxonomy places the organism in Eukaryota, Metazoa, Rotifera, Eurotatoria, Philodinida, Philodinidae. The record is from the annotation of a GenBank genome assembly.